GUGGUGGUGGUGGCGGCAGCAGCGACUUGCGCCGGUAGCCUCACCUGGCUUAGGGUGCAACGGCCCCGCUCUGUGCCUGCCUCAUACAGCUGCCCUCGGGACCCCCCGUGCCCCCCGACCGCCGUCCUGCCCCGCUCCGCUCCCAACCGCCCCCAUGGACUUACUGGGCCCCAUGGAGAUGACGGAGGGCUCCCUCUGCUCCUUCACGGCCGCCGAUGACUUCUAUGAUGACCCGUGCUUCAACACGUCGGACAUGCACUUCUUUGAGGACCUGGACCCCAGGCUGGUGCAUGUGGGCGGGCUGCUGAAGCCCGAGGAGCACCCGCACCACCAUGGGCACCACCACGGGCACCCACAUGAGGAGGAACAUGUGCGGGCACCCAGCGGGCACCACCAGGCCGGCCGCUGCCUGCUGUGGGCGUGCAAGGCCUGCAAGAGGAAGACCACCAACGCCGACCGCCGCAAAGCUGCCACCAUGAGGGAGCGGCGGCGGCUCAGCAAGGUCAACGAGGCCUUCGAGACCCUCAAGCGCUGCACCUCCACCAACCCCAACCAGCGCCUGCCCAAGGUGGAGAUCCUGCGCAACGCCAUCCGCUACAUUGAGAGCCUACAGGCCCUGCUGCGCGAGCAGGAGGAUGCGUACUACCCGGUGCUGGAGCACUACAGCGGGGAGUCAGAUGCCUCCAGCCCUCGCUCCAACUGCUCCGAUGGCAUGAUGGAGUACAGUGGGCCGCCUUGCAGCUCUCGCAGGAGAAACAGCUACGACAGCAGCUACUACGCGGAAUCACCAAAUGACCCAAAGCAUGGGAAGAGUUCUGUUGUUUCCAGCCUUGACUGCCUCUCAAGCAUUGUGGAGAGGAUUUCCACAGACAACUCCACAUGUCCAAUACUGCCUCCAGCUGAAGCUGUUGCUGAAGGGAGUCCCUGUUCCCCCCAGGAAGGAGCAAGCCUGAAUGACAGUGGAGCCCAGAUUCCUUCUCCCACCAACUGCACCCCGCUUCCCCAGGACAGCAGCAGCAGCAGCAGCAGCAGCAGCAAUCCGAUUUACCAAGUGCUAUAAAGGCAGGUCCAGCUGGACUGCGCCGAGAACAAAUUGCUCCAUUCAGCCAAGCUCCAAGACUUGCCUUCUAAAGCAGAAGAGACUUCAAGACUUGUUUCAGUUUUAAAAUAUCAUGCAAAAUUCCUUCUGUAAGUUUUCAAACCUGUACUACUACAGAAUACACUUAGUUAUUUAUUGGUUGCUAAACUAAAUUUAUUUAAUAUGUCUAGAGAUAAAAGCGUAUACGGGGAAAUGGCCAAUGUUAAAUUUGGGCUUUGGAGAAUAGGAACCUGGCUCUUGAAUACGGAGGAAAAAAGAAAUCUACAACAGCAGUGGCGUGACAGAUCCUUCUUCUUAUUACCCCUGUUCUGGCCAAAAUAAGGUUGUGGACCAUUUUUUAUAAAACUUUUUGUAUAACUGUAAAUAAGAGUUGCUUUGCAAAAAAAAAAAAAAAAAAAAGAAAAAAAAAAGAAAAGAAAAAAG
This is a messenger RNA of Tympanuchus pallidicinctus (lesser prairie-chicken), 1522 nucleotides long. RefSeq names its product myogenic differentiation 1 (gene MYOD1). The transcript has 3 exons. Bases 155 to 1060 code for a protein of 301 amino acids. Lineage: Eukaryota; Metazoa; Chordata; Aves; Galliformes; Phasianidae. The record is from RefSeq and is a predicted model, not a curated record. Gene Ontology annotation, biological process: muscle organ development; regulation of transcription by RNA polymerase II; positive regulation of myoblast differentiation. Gene Ontology annotation, molecular function: RNA polymerase II cis-regulatory region sequence-specific DNA binding; DNA-binding transcription factor activity, RNA polymerase II-specific; protein dimerization activity.